Molecule: messenger RNA, 1669 nt
Organism: Exophiala dermatitidis NIH/UT8656
Lineage: Eukaryota; Fungi; Ascomycota; Eurotiomycetes; Chaetothyriales; Herpotrichiellaceae
Exons: 2
Coding region: 560-1432 (290 amino acids)
Source: RefSeq, a predicted model, not a curated record
CACCAAUCCAACCUGACGCAGAACUUCAACACCACAACUUGAAUGAUGAGCACAUUUCUCGAUAGCAACCCCUAACUCUCUGCCAGAUUUGGACUGCCAUCCCCAUGAGUCUUUCGAUGCUCGGAGUAACGUCCAUCCGCCACAAUGUGAACGGACCAAUCAACUGUCGAGUUUGCCGGCGUCAGCCUUCCUCCGACGGGCUGCCUUGCUAUGUCAGCUUCCAUGGCCCUCAACUUCAACACGGACAAACUCAAUAUUGACAAUCCCAUCGAAGUUUCCUUUUACGUAUUGUUUCCUCUGAACAUCUUCUCAACAAGGAUAUCAAAAUGCUCUCUUCUCAAGCUGUCGGUGUUCAGUCGACCCUGGGAAAGGCAGUUCAACCCUGUCCGCCGUGUCAGUGCAGGCUGUGUUACACUAUCCCAGAGGAGAUAUCCUGCUUACUUCCAUUCAACCUGACUUUCCGGGUUAGCACUCAUUUGAACACGAUGCAAUCUGUCAACCCUUCAAUCAUGCCGCCUGCCCACUUGAGAUUUACCACACAUCCAAUCACCAUCAAACCAUGGCCUCAAUCCCAACAUCAUCAUCCUCCUCAUCACCAUUCCCUCCCCUGGCCACCUGUCAAGUCACUAUCCCAAACACACCACUCAUCGACGCGGCGCAUUCCUACACCAAAAAACACUGCAGCGCCAGCACCGUCAACCACUGCCUCCGCAGCACAGUCUUUGCCAUGAUUCUCCUACGCAAAUUCCCACCUCUCUCCACCGCAACCGCCGACAUCGACACUGAGACUCUAGUUCUCUCUGUCCUCCUGCACGACAUGGGCUGGUCAACUACAAAAGCCCUUGUGUCCACGGACAAGAGAUUUGAGGUGGACGGGGCAAAUAUUGCAUGCGAGUUCAUCACUGCCGCCAACUCGACCAUUGACAACGAUGCUUCUCACAAAUGGGACAAACACCGCCUCCAACUGGUCUGGGACUCGAUCGCACUCCACACGACGCCCUCGAUCGCGCAACAUAAAGAACCCGAGGUCUUUGCGACUCAAAUGGGCAUCAUGUGCGACUUUUUCGGACCAAACAUGCCAGGCGGAGGCGGCGGAGGCGAAGCCAAAGCCAGAGCCGAAGACGAAGACGAAGACGGCGGGAGCGGCAACAGCAACGGUAACGGUGUGCCCCUAGUCACGGUGGACGAGUACAAAGAAGUCGUGGCCGCGUUCCCGCGUCUCGGGUUCAAGGAUGAUCUGGUCAACAUCCUCUGUGGCUUAUGUCGCGACAAACCGGACACGACAUUGGACAAUUUUGUUUCCGAAUACGGUAAGCUGUAUGGCCUAGAUGGCAAAGGUGGUGGCUGCGCCGAGUGGCGGGACAAAUGUGAGGAAAAUAACAUAGCCAAACGAUUGAUGGGUGGCUUGACUGCUUGCGAGCAGUGGGAAUAAUGAAUGAUAGUACUAAGUACUAACAACUGAGGUUAUGGAAAAACGUGGCCGUUUUCCCUCGAGGGCAUGGCAUGGGACCGAUACAGAUGCCAAUGUAGAUAGAUUGGCGAGUACCAUAACAAUGGAUACUAGUAGUGGGACAAUGUUAAUUGCAAAAAAUUGUCCAGCGGCCAAGGCAACGAGGCGACCCGUCCGGCACUGGACUAAGGCUAUUCCGCUGCAAACCGUAGAAUGAGC